Cololabis saira (Pacific saury) is the source of this 2001-nucleotide messenger RNA. It is a transcript of the gene wdfy2, whose product is annotated as WD repeat and FYVE domain containing 2. Bases 132 to 1379 code for a protein of 415 amino acids. Gene Ontology annotation, molecular function: protein binding; metal ion binding. NCBI's taxonomy places the organism in Eukaryota, Metazoa, Chordata, Actinopteri, Beloniformes, Belonidae. The record is from RefSeq and is a predicted model, not a curated record. The transcript is spliced from 12 exons.
GACCGCCCGGACCCCUGACCUGCACGUAGCAGCACAAUGCGCCGCUUUCUUGUCGGCUGCUUGUAACCGGCGGCUCCAGCCCCGAGGCGGGGUAUGUGUGUCGGACCGGGAGGGUUGUUGCAGUGCGACUCAUGGCGGCCGAACCCCAGCCCCAGCCCAGCGGGCUCCAGCCCCGGCUCCAGCCCGGGCUCCAGCCGCAGCCGCAGGCUCGCAAGCCCGGGCUGCUCAGCUCCAUCCAGCCCUUCCAGGAGGUCGUGAGCUCCGCGGUCAUCAUCCCCAGAGAGGACGGAGUCAUCAGCCUGUCCGAGGACAGGACGAUCCGGGUAUGGAUGAAGAGAGACAGCGGCCAGUACUGGCCCAGCGUCUACCACACAAUGCCAUCGUCGUGUUCCUGCAUGUCCUUUAACCCCGAGACCAGGAGACUGUCCCUGGGGCUGGACACUGGAAGUAUCUGUGAGUUCAUCCUUUCGGAGGACUACAACAAGAUGAGCCCGGCCCUCACUUACCAGGCCCACCAGGGCAAGGUGACGGUGGUGCUGUUCGUGUUGGAGAUGGAGUGGAUUCUGAGCACCGGCCAGGAUAAGAACUUCACCUGGCACUGUUCGGAGAGCGGCCAGCAGCUGGGGACGUACCGCACCGCGGCCUGGGUGUCUGGGCUGCAGUUUGACGUGGAGACGCGGCACGCGUUCGUGGGGGACCAGUCUGGGCAGGUGACCAUCCUGAAGCUGGAGCAGGACAGCUGCAGCCUGGUCACCACCUUCAAGGGACACACCGGUAAUGUGACAGCGCUGUGCUGGGACCCGGUCCAGAGGGUGCUGUUCUCCGGCAGCUCGGACCACUCCAUCAUCAUGUGGGACAUCGGAGGACGCAAAGGCACUGCCAUCGAACUGCAAGGACACAAUGACAAGAUCCAGGGCUUGUGUUACGCCUCACACACCCGUCAGCUCAUCUCCUGCAGCUCAGACGGGAGCAUCGUCAUCUGGAACAUGGACGUAACACGACAAGAGACUCCUGAGUGGCUGGACAGCGACUCUUGUCAGAGGUGCGAGCAGCCUUUCUUCUGGAACUUCAAACAGAUGUGGGACAGUAAGAAGAUCGGCCUGCGGCAGCACCACUGCAGGAAGUGCGGCCAGGCCGUGUGCGGCAAAUGUUCGUCCAAACGCUCCACCAUCCCCCUCAUGGGCUUCGAGUUCGAGGUGCGCGUGUGCGACAGCUGCCACGAGUCCAUCAGCGACGACGACCGGGCGCCCACAGCCACCUUCCACGACAGCAAGCACAACAUUGUUUACAUGCACUAUGAGCCCACCACUGGAAACCUGCUCACUUCUGGAUCCGACAAGGUUCUCAAGCUGUGGGACAUGACCCCCGUGGUGUCCUGAGAGGACGACAGACGACAGACGGCUGGCGGCAGGAAACUCUGGUAAACUGUGACGGUUGGGCAUCUGUUGCACGGAGAAAAAGGGAAGGAUGCAGCAACACUCUCAUCUGGAUCAUAUUUAACAGCCGUUUGUCACAACAGUGGCUGCUGCACGUUCACCGUUGGAACACUGCAGGCCAGUGAAGCCCAGAGCAGCAACGGCCUCAGUACGAUGGAACACAGACUUGGUAGUGAUGCUCGUGUGCAGGAAGUGAUGUUUUGAAGAUCUCUCUCUCUCUACUUGUGAAUGCUUGGAGACAUUUUGAUUUAUGAGUUAUUUACACACCUUAUUUUCUACAUUUCCAUGCAUUCCUGUCCAGUUUUACACUGGAAACUGAAGAAAAUAGCAGCUGAAAGCGUUCUGCAGUGUAGUCUGGUGUCAUGUAAGCUCCAGCAUCUCAGCACUAAAACGGAGCCUAAUUCAAUGAUAAACUCUCCACAUGAAGGACUUGCACUGCAAAAACUCUAAAUGUUACCAGGAAUAUUUGUCUUAUUUCUAGUUAAAAUGUCUAAUUUUUAGUCAAAAAAAUCUCUAUACACUUAAAACAAGAGUCUUUACCAGAAAAAUAACUUGUUAUUUGACA